GUCGCUGCAUUUAUCAUUGUUUUGCUGUUGUCUUGCUUACGUUUUAACUUCGGGAUAGCUCAUUAUACUACACUUACACUGUUACACACCAUGGUGUAUUGAGCUACAGGGUCCAUAACUUAAAAUGCUGUUUGGUUUGCGUAAUGGUCGAUGAUGUCGAAUGAUAGCAGCGGCGAAUUCGCAACGGUGGAUUUAAACGCGCUACAGGAAUCGUGUAACUGGCGCAACCGUAGCAUUUUGGACUUUGCCCCAGAUCUUCCGGCAGUGCAGAUAGCGGAAUGGGUCCUUACCCCUGUUUGGCUGAUCUUGUGCACGCUGGGAAAUACACUGAAUAUUGUCGUACUGCGGACAGUGUCCACGUAUCACGCAACAUGCUUGCUGGCCAUGGCCGUAUUCGACUUAUUAGCGAUAUGGUUUCACUGCAUUUCAUACUACAUUUUGGAGCUCAACAAAUCUGAGAGUGCAUCCACCUUAAGGAGUGGAUUCUUCUUCGUUACAACUGCCGACGUUGGAUUCAUAGCUUCCGACUGGACACUAUUGGUCUUCAAUCUUUCUCAUCUCAUCAACGUUCUCUUCCCAUUGAAGAGUCGGACAAUCGUAACAUCGAGUCGAAUACGAGCUGUCAUUGUCCUGCUCGUAAUACUGGCUGUUGUGACGUGGCUCUUCGACUACAUCAAAACCUUCUCCUUGUCGGACGGCUACGAAGUUCAGCUGCAUGGUCGAUGGUUGCUGGAGUGGAGCACGGUCCACGCAAAAGGAGUGUCAUUUGUCAUCGUUUUCACUUUCUUUGCCAUCCUCUCAUCGAACGUUGUGGUUAUCUUAUUCCUGUUGUGCCGGUACAAAUCCCCCCAAGUCGCCGCCAAUACCAAUCCUCGCCCAUCGCGACAUAUAGCGGCUGUGCGCCUGCUGGUCCUGACCAGCUGUAUGAAUGCCAUACUGAAAGCUCCGUUCAUCAUGUACGAACUCCUGGAAAAUCUAUGCGCGUACCGGGUAUCCGAUGCAUCGCUCACGGUGUUUGAAGCGAUAAGAAUUCAUUCCUACUUCGCGAAUUAUUCUCUGGGUUUCUUCGUCUACUGUUUGGUCAAUCCGGACUAUGGAAAGAAAUCCUGGAAAAUCGUAACAAGAUUUUGCAAAAGAAAAGCGGCAAGACAUGUACAUCGCCGCCAAUUAACCCAACUUACUUCAAUAGUUUAAGCCACUGCUGGAUCAUGUCUUUUUUCCUCAUUUCUAUGAAAUUUUCGGUUUUACCUGACAUUAUGGGUGCUAUGUUCAUGCCUUUUAGUUUGGCAGCCUGAUGUUUUUUUUUAAAAAAAUAGUAUCUCGAAAAUUUUGGUAACUGUAAGUCAAAAAGCAGCAGUCAAAAAAUUCAGGACACUACUAAUUUUCGUAAUCGAAUUGCUUUG
Messenger RNA from Paramacrobiotus metropolitanus, 1403 nucleotides. RefSeq lists its product as uncharacterized. Lineage: Eukaryota; Metazoa; Tardigrada; Eutardigrada; Parachela; Macrobiotidae. The record is from RefSeq and is a predicted model, not a curated record. Gene Ontology annotation, cellular component: plasma membrane. Gene Ontology annotation, molecular function: G protein-coupled receptor activity. Bases 151 to 1194 code for a protein of 347 amino acids. Gene Ontology annotation, biological process: G protein-coupled receptor signaling pathway. The transcript has 5 exons.